This is a messenger RNA of Rhagoletis zephyria (snowberry fruit fly), 2357 nucleotides long. It is a transcript of the gene Pgm2a, whose product is annotated as phosphoglucomutase 2. NCBI's taxonomy places the organism in Eukaryota, Metazoa, Arthropoda, Insecta, Diptera, Tephritidae. Gene Ontology annotation, molecular function: magnesium ion binding; phosphopentomutase activity. The record is from RefSeq and is a predicted model, not a curated record. Gene Ontology annotation, biological process: purine ribonucleoside salvage; carbohydrate metabolic process. Gene Ontology annotation, cellular component: nucleus.
AUAGUGGGUAUAAUUGCAAAAUAGCUAAUCACUGAUUAUGUUGAGUUUAUUAAGUGGGGUAACGAGGAAUUUAUAUUACUAGCUGCACUACCCAAAUCUUUAUCUCUGAAUGUACUUUGUAAAUAUGUGAUGUACUGAUGUAAAUACAAAUAAAGAUUUUUAAUCAUAAUAAACUGAUAGUAACAUUAGAACUAGCCUUAAAAGGUUGGAAACAGCACAAAUCAUAUACAUACAUUGUGUACCUACAUAUCGAACUGACAAUGGCAUCUUCCGACCUUCGUAAAACUAUUGAUCAGUGGUUAGAAUGGGACCAAUGCCGGAAAACCCGAGCUGAAAUUGAGGCUCUUGACCAGGCUGGUGACUGGAAAAAAUUAAAUGAGCUGUUACUUACGCGGCUUGCAUUCGGUACUGCGGGUCUACGUGGUAAAAUGAGAGCUGGUUUUAAUGGCAUGAAUGAUCUUGUCAUAGCACAAACAGCUCAAGGUCUAUCUACUUAUAUGGCGGAACAAUUUAGUGAUAACGACCGCAAAAUAGGCGGAAUUGUUUUUGGCUAUGAUGGACGUCAUAAUAGCAAACGAUUUGCCGAGCUAUCCGCAAACAUUUUUAUACGCGCCGGCUUUAAAGUUUAUCUCUAUAGGCGUCUGGUAGCCACACCUUUAGUACCAUAUACAAUACGUCAUUUCAACUGUUUAGGUGGCGUAAUGGUGACUGCUUCUCAUAAUCCAAAAGAUGAUAAUGGCUACAAAGUAUACUGGAAUAACGGAGCCCAAAUCAUUACUCCACACGACAAGAAUAUACAGAAAACUAUACUUAGUAAUCUUGUACCAAGGGAAGGUACUUGGGAUACAGCCAAUCUGUACGAGCAUGAAUUACUUAUGGACCCAAAAGAGGCUAUUGUUGAUUAUGUCUAUAAAUUACGUGCCACUGUACCACAAGCGGUAAUUGAUGUAAACAGUCAAAGCAAUUUGCGUUUAGUUUACAGCGCAAUGCACGGCGUAGGCUAUCCUUUCAUAAAUGACACCUUCGCUGCGAUUAAAUUGAAACCCGUUAUUGCUGUAGAAGAACAAAGGGAUGCUGAUCCAGAGUUUCCAACUGUAGUAUUUCCAAAUCCAGAAGAAGGGAAAAGCGCUCUAGAAUUGUCGAUAAAGAAAGCUGACAGCACUGGUUGCACGAUCAUACUCGCUAAUGAUCCAGACGCUGAUCGUUUGGCUCUGGCUACCAAAAAUACAAACACCGGUAAAUGGAAGGUUUAUAGUGGCAAUGAAAUCGGUGCAUUACUAGGUUGGUGGGCAAUUCAUCUCUAUCAGCAAUCAAAUUCAGAGGCUAGUCUCUCCAACUGCUACAUGCUUGCAAGCACUGUUAGCUCUAAAAUACUGAAAGCAUUUGCACAAAAGCAUGGUUUUCAUUUCAUUGAGACUUUAACUGGUUUUAAAUGGAUGGGUAAUGAAUCUGAUGAAUUGAUGAAAAAUGGCAAGACCGUAUUAUUUGCUUUCGAAGAGGCAAUAGGAUUUAUGUUUUCUACAAAUGUCUUGGACAAGGAUGGUGUAAGCGCAGCAUGUCACCUGGCCUCAAUGGCCUGCUACCUAGAAGCGAAAGAGAAGAUUACAUUUGAUGAAAAAUUGGAAAAUAUAUACAAAGAAUAUGGAUUCCAUUAUAAUAUUUCAUCUUACUAUUUUUGUUAUGAACCACCAGUAAUUAAAAAGAUUUUCGAACAUUUGCGUAAUUUCAAAGGCGAACCAAAAACUUAUCCGUUUUCAAUACUUGACGGAAAGUAUAAGAUUAAGCAUAUACGCGAUUUAACUAACGGCGUUGAUACCUCACAACCUAAUGGUAAGGCCAUUUUGCCGGUUAGUGCGAGCAGCCAAAUGAUUACUUUCACCUUCGAGAAUGGAUUGGUGAUAACAUUGCGUACCAGCGGUACGGAACCGAAAAUUAAAUACUAUGCCGAAAUGUGUGCACAACCAGAUCAAAGGGAUUUUGAUGUGCUAAUAAAUACCACAAAUGAGAUGGUUUCAGCAAUUGUACAAGAAUUUUUGCAACCAAAUGAUAAUAACCUAACACCAAAAGCUGAUUAAACGCUUGUGGGAAGGAAAUGAAAGCUCAACUAAUACAUCUUGAAAGUAUUGAUACUUACAUUUACACUCAAGCCCAUAGAUAUUGCUUAAUGGGCGCGCAAAACCAAAUGGCUGUUCGGACUUUCUCCGUUUUCACUUCAUCAAUUGUGUUAUUAUGAAACGUUAAAACAUUCCGAAUAGGCAGACAAAUUAAAUACAUGUCGUUACCUUAAUAUAGAAAGACCCUAUCUCACGUAGUCGUUGAUUGACUAUGAUGCAUUUCAUCGUUUUAUGCAAUACAAA